This is a messenger RNA of Peronospora matthiolae, 1119 nucleotides long. Lineage: Eukaryota; Oomycota; Peronosporomycetes; Peronosporales; Peronosporaceae. The record is from the annotation of a GenBank genome assembly.
AUGUCGUUGGUAGAAAUCGCUGCCGUUGACGUCGAGUCCUCGUGUUUGGUCUCUCUCUUUGUGCACUGCCACCGCAUCAUCUCCUCCUGCAAUCCCUCUUUGCCCACCUCCCCAGUCUCUACCUCUCUUCAUAUCCAGAUAGUCGAUCCUCCAAUGCUCUACGAAGCAAACGUCGCGCCCUGUCACAAGCCACAGGUUCUCGAUUGCUCGGAUGUUGAGUAUGUAGCAGCGAUCGAGUCGGCUCUACUUUCAUCCCAUUUUGACGCAUCGAUACGACGUUUAGACUUGCGCUGGUGCAAACGAAAACGAAUCUUGACGCUCAUGGAGCGGACAAGUGUCGCUAUGAAAUUCUGCACGAUCGAGUUCCAUGCGACAUCAGAAAGUCCAGAAGCGUGGCGACACUUGCUGCAUCAAGUGACAACGCGACAACGAGAUAUGGAAAAAUCAAUUGCUGACACGGAGAGCAGUGUGCAGCAGAUGGAAGUACUGGUGAGACGAAAGGAGGCACUACUGGAAACGGCGCUGGUAGCGAAACAAAAGGUGGAAGAUCAAUUUGUGCAGAACUUCUGUGCACUUUUGAAUGCUAAGAAAGAUGAGAUAAAGAGGCUGCAGCUAGAACUUUUAGCGGGGAAAGGCAUGCACAUCGAGAAUACGAAGACAUUAACGGGCAAGAGAAAUUUGACUUUAGCGAGGAAAAAAGCGACAGGAGCGAAGUUGCAGAGAAAGAGAGAAGAUGAAAAAGAAAAGGAACACAGCAGCGAGUCGAGCGAAGGCAAAUUUACAGCUUUGGAUGCUGGUGGUUACGAGAAGGAACAGGUGGGGAAAAACCGUUUGAAGGAUAACGCGAUUAAAGCGUAUAGCGCUUUGCCGCCAAUUUCGCGGUCGGGUUCGGUGGAGAUGAAAGCCGGUGAAGAACUGUUAUCGAGCAUGGAUGCCAACAUUGAUAGUGAAGAAGAGAAGAAUGAUGACGCUUUACAGGUACAAGAGUUUAGUGGCGACAAUGCUAUAAUGCCGGAUCUGGGGGCGACUCAAGUGCCAUUACAAGUGAUGAAUCGAACGGAGAAACAAGCUGAUGAAGCGAUAGACUCAUUGGACGAGGAUAUGUAUGACAUGCUGUGA